Cuscuta campestris is the source of this 1499-nucleotide messenger RNA. Lineage: Eukaryota; Viridiplantae; Streptophyta; Magnoliopsida; Solanales; Convolvulaceae. The record is from the annotation of a GenBank genome assembly.
CCCAACCAUUUCUUCCUCGCCGCUACACACCUGACGCCACACACCUCGCCGCUGCAACUCCAGGUAUGUUCUCUUUCACACUGCCGCGAUCCACCUUGCAGCUUAUCUCCUUCUUUCAUCGUGCACCCAUUCCCUUUCACUCUUCCAAUUCCAAAGCCAAUCGGGUCAUUUUUCGCUGAAUGGACUGUGGCCUCUUCGUGUGCACCACCGCCUCCUCAACUCCCCCAAGCCCCGUAGCCCNUUCCCAUUCCCCAACCCUUCCAUUUUCCUCCGCUUUCUGCCUCACCGCUCCACAAUCGUUUCUUCCCCAACCAUUUCUUCCUCGCCGCUACACACCUGACGCCACACACCUCGCCGCUGCAACUCCAGCCAAUCGGGUCAUUUUUCGCUGAAUGGACUGUGGCCUCUUCGUGUGCACCACCGCCUCCUCAACUCCCCCAAGCCCCGUAGCCCAACCCUAAUUUUUUCUGCACCGAUCGGAGAUGAAGAAAGAAGAUACAGUGGAGCUAAUCAGCGCCGAGGGUCUUGAAUUCGUGAUCGAUAAGGAGGCGGCUAUGGUUUCUCAGACCAUCCAUAACAUGCUUACUUCUCUUGGGGGUUUCACCGAGACAGAUCACAGAGAAGUGACUUUUCUUGAGAUUAGUACCACCAUCCUCGAGAAGAUAUGCCAGUACAUCUAUUAGCACUUUCAAUUCACAAGGGAGGAAGGAGACCGAGUUUCCUAUAGAGCCCGAACUCACAUUGGAAUUGAUGAUGGCAACUAAUUAUUUGCACACCUGAAAACUCUGUCAGCAACCUAACAGGGAUGGUUUCAUAGAGCACCCAUCUUUAACGCCAUCCAGGUUCUAUAUUUUCUACCUCUUUUAUGUUUAUUGCCUGCAUAAUUGAAAUCCUUACUCAUGGGGAGAAGUCAUGCACUAAGUGUUCAUCAUCAUCUCUAUGAAACUUUGCAUCUAUAGAGUAUUUUGAAUGUUUGAUAUCUUUAUGGCACCAACUUUCUUGUUAUGUGCAUUCCUAUCACCAUUAGUAUUCUCCAAAGUAUGGAAUAUUCGAGAAUGUGAACUCACUGAAGGAUCUAGCAGAAAUGCCACAUUGGACACCUGAGAGACCCUUUAGAGUAGCUACAGGUUUCACAUAUGCAUGGUGUACUGCAAUGUGACAUAUCCAUCUUCUUUUUCCCACAUACAGAGUAUAUAUUAUUGUGGUCACAAUUAUUAUGUUUAAGUUUGGUGAUAUUUUUCCCUUAACAUCCUUCAUUUCUUUCACAGAUGGGGCCCAAGUUUAUGAAUGAAAAAGGACUAAAUCAUGUUACCUUUUCAACUCCAGAUGGAGCACUGAAGGCUACUCCAGAUGUAAUACCAAAUUAACCUAUUUUAAACAGAUUCAGUUUUCUCAAGUCCCGUCUUAUUGAGAUUGACUGUUAGUUUUCUUAAGUCCAGUGUCAUUAAGAUUGACUGUUUGUAUUGUACUACGUAUAUAAAUGAAAUACUUCUUCUCUU